Hemiscyllium ocellatum (epaulette shark) is the source of this 1869-nucleotide messenger RNA. Its product is annotated as lutropin-choriogonadotropic hormone receptor-like. The transcript has 7 exons. Lineage: Eukaryota; Metazoa; Chordata; Chondrichthyes; Orectolobiformes; Hemiscylliidae. Gene Ontology annotation, cellular component: membrane. Gene Ontology annotation, molecular function: thyroid-stimulating hormone receptor activity. The record is from RefSeq and is a predicted model, not a curated record. Gene Ontology annotation, biological process: G protein-coupled receptor signaling pathway. The coding region runs from base 1 to 1869 and encodes 622 amino acids.
AUGGUCCUCAUAGCCCAGAGGUUGCAGGAGUGCAGCUAUGCUAUGGGGACCCAGGUGCUUCAAGCAAGGGGUCAUCUGGUUGCCUCCAUGGAUGGGUUGCUGAUUGCCAUGGAGAGCAAAGUCCAGCACCCUCAAGUGAUUUACACUGCUCACAUGAACUUACGGCAAUCACAGGAAAAUGGAUACUUUUCACCACCAGUUUCAAUGUUUGCAUACUCAAUAGUGCUGGCACCACAAGAAAUAUGUGACAAUUUGCAUCUUCAAACCAUACCUGAAAAUGCAUUUCAAGGAAUGAACAAUGAAUCUCUAACACUGAAACUAUACAAAAAUGGAUUUGAAAAUGUGCAAAGCCAUGCAUUCAACGCAACAAAGCUGGAUAAACUGGAACUUAAUGAUAAUAAAAAUUUAAGGUCAAUACACAAUGAUGCUUUUAGAGGAGCUAUUGGACCAGGUGUAUUAGAUGUUUCCUCAACAGCACUUGAGCGCUUUCCAUCUUAUGGAUUGGAAUUUAUUCAUAAGCUUACUGCACGUUUCACAUACUCAUUGAAAAGGUUCCCAUCACUGGAAAAGUUUGCUAAUUUGAUGAAAGCAAAUUUGACAUAUCCCAGUCACUGCUGUGCAUUCAAAAAUUGGAAAAAAUCAAAUGGGAGUUUACAGAAUAUUUCUGCAGAAAUGAAGAAAUAUCCAUCCUCACAGAAUUAUUCACACUUUCCAGAAAAUAACCCUGAUGAUGAAUAUGAAGACUUAGAAGAAAUAUAUGAAAAUGCAGUAUCUUUUGACUAUGGCUUUUGCCAUGCAAAGGUAGACCUCACCUGUACUCCAGAACCAGAUGCCUUCAAUCCAUGUGAAGAUAUAAUGGGAUACAACAUUCUCAGAGUUCUUAUAUGGUUUAUUAACAUCCUUGCUAUUCUGGGUAACGUUAUUGUUUUUAUCGUUUUGGUGAUUAGUCAGAAUAAGCUUACAGUCCCACGUUUCCUCAUGUGCAAUCUUGCUUUUGCUGAUCUCUGUAUGGGUCUUUAUUUGCUACUUAUUGCAUCUGUUGAUUUGAGCACCAGAAGUCAAUAUUACAACUACGCUAUAGACUGGCAGACUGGAGCUGGGUGUGCCAGUGCCGGCUUCUUUACUGUUUUUGCAAGUGAGCUCUCUGUGUAUACACUGAUGGUAAUCACCUUCGAAAGAUGGCACACAAUUACACAUGCCAUGCAAAUGGACAGGAAGCUCCGUUUAAGGCACGCUGUUGUGAUUAUGUUCGGAGGCUGGUUAUUCUCUCUUAGUGUGGCGACACUACCACUUGUAGGAAUCAGCAAUUACAUGAAAGUUAGCAUCUGUUUGCCCAUGGAUAUAGAAACUCCUGCUUCCCAGGCUUAUGUUGUAUUCCUAUUGGUACUGAAUGUUAUUGCCUUUGUUAUAAUUUGCAUCUGCUAUAUCAAAAUAUAUUUAGCUGUGAAAAACCCUGACUUUGUUUCUAAAAAUAGUGAUACAAAGAUUGCUAAACGGAUGGCGAUACUAAUCUUUACAGACUUCAUGUGUAUGGCUCCAAUAUCAUUUUUUGCGAUUUCAGCAGCUUUUAAGUCACCCUUCAUUACAGUGACUAAUGCUAAAAUUUUGCUGGUAUUGUUUUAUCCACUCAACUCUUGUGCAAAUCCAUUUCUCUAUGCAAUCUUCACAAAAGCAUUCAGAAGGGAUUUCUUCAUCCUGUUGAGCAGGUUUGGUUACUGUGAAAUGCAGGCGCAAAUCUAUAAAACUGACCACUCAAGCUCCAAGAGCGCCACCAAGGAAAAUUCAGGUGCAGCUGUUAAGCUAACAACAUUCAGUACGCAUGAUUUACCAGUCAAUGAAAGUGCUGAAUUUUGUUGUAAUGAAUGCUGA